AUGCAACAAAACAAAAUCCAUGACGCUAUUUUGAACGUCAGAGUUCGUCUGCACAGAUUAGUGUUCCCUGCAGAUGUUCAUCAGACAGUGCUGAUUAAAGAAGAAGCUCCUGAAGAAUGGAGUUGUGGUGUGGACCAGAAGGACCCAGAGACCCUCAACAUAAAGGAGGAAGAGGAGGAACUGAGGACCAGUCUGGAUGUAGAGCAGCUCAGUGUGAAGGAGGAGACUGAUGACACCAGGUUCUCCUUCACUGCAGUUCAUCUGAAGAGUGAGGAUGAUGAAGAGAAACCUCUGUUCUCUCAACUUCAUCAGCACCAAGUGGAAGAUGGAGAUCUUCCAACCAGCAGCUCAGCUGACCAGAUGAAAGCAGCAAUUGGUGGAGAAGAUUGUGUUCGACUCUACAGAUCAGAUGUUCAGCAGAUGGUGCUGAUUAAAGAAGAAGCUCCUGAAGAAUGGAGUUCUGGUGUGGACCAGAAGGAACCAGAGACCCUCAUAAAGGAGGAAGAGGAGGAACUGAGGACCAGUCUGGAUGUAGAGCAGCUCAGUGUGAAGGAGGAGACUGAUGACACCAGGUUCUCCUUCACUGCAGUUCCUUUGAAGAGUGAGGAUGAUGAAGAGAAACCUCUGUUCUCUCAGCUUCAUCAGCACCAAGUGGAAGAUGGAGAUCUUCCAACCAACAGCUCAGCUGCUGGUUGGUUCCGGCCUGAUGCUCAGCAGAUGAUGCUGAUUGUAGGAGAAGCUUCUGAAGAAUGGAGGUCUGCUAUGGAGCAGAAGCCCCUCUAUGUGAAACUUCAUCAGCACCAAAUUGAAGAUAAAGAUCUUCCGGACAGCAGCUCAGCUGACCAGAUGAAUGCAGCAACUGUUGGAAAGGACUGUGGAGGAGCAGAAAUUACCAGGAACCCAGAUCCAAAUACUCAUGGAAAUGAUUCCAGUUUGUCAGAGACUGAAGACAGUGAAGAAGAUGUGAAUGAUCCUGAUUCUCAGCUAAAAGACUCAUCAGACUCUGGAUCAGAAUCUGAAGACCGUGACAAAGACUGGACGGAGAGCAGGACUCCUGAGUCAGGUGUAAAUACUGUCAACAAAUCUUGCAGCUUCUCUGAGUGUGAGAAACCAUUUCUCCACAAGCCGUCUGUUCAGAGAAAAAAGACGGGUCAUUCAAGAUUAGAGUCCUCAAGUUGUUUGGUUAGUAAGAAAUGUUUUAGACUGAAGAAAACUGGAGGCUCAAACAAAAAAAUCCAGUCAAGACAGAAAUCAUUUAGUUGUGAUGUUUGUGAAAAAUGGUUUCCGCACACGUCACAUUUAAACAGACACAUGAGAAUCCACACAGGAGAGAAACCAUUUGCUUGUGAUGUUUGUGAACAAAAAUUUAGACAGAAGUCAAAUUUAAACAGACACAUGAUAAGCCACACAGGACAGAAACCAUUUCUUUGUGAUGUUUGUGGACAAAAGUUUGCACUUAGAUCAUAUUUAAACGAACACAUGAUAAUCCACACAGGACAGAAACCAUUUGUUUGUGGAGUUUGUGGACAAAGGUUUCGACGAAAGUGCGAUUUAAACUCGCACACGCUAACCCACACAGGACAAAAACCAUUUGCUUGUGAUGUUUGUGGACAAAGAUUUUUACGAAAGUCACAUUUAAACAGACACCUGAGAAUCCACACAGGACAGAAACCAUUUGCUUGUGAUGUUUGGGGACAAAAGUUAAGACCAAACUCUGUUUUAAACAAACGCAUGAAAAUCCACACAGGACAGAAACCAUUUGCUUGUGAUGUUUGUGAACAAAAGUUUAGAAAUGAGUACAUUUUAAAGAGACACAUGACAAUCCACACAGGACAGAAACCAUUUGCUUGUGAUGUUUGUGAACAAAGGUUUAGACGGAAGUCAAAUUUAAAUAGACAUAUGAUAAUACAUACAGGACAGAAACCAUUUGCUUGUGAUGUUUGUGGACAAACGUUUGCACACAAAUCACAUUUAAACAAACACGCGAUAACCCAUACAGGACAAAAACUCUUUGCUUGUGAUGUUUGUGGACAAAGAUUUGUAAGAAAGUCAUAUUUAAACAUACACAUGACAGUCCACACAGGACAGAAACCAUUUGCUUGUGAUGUUUGUGAACAAAGGUUUAGAUUGAAGUCAAAUUUACACAGACACAUGAGAAAGCACACAGGACAGAAACCAUUUGCUUGUGAUAUUUGUGGACAAAUAUUUGUACAAAAGUCAACUUUAAACAGACACAUGACACUACACAUAGGACAGAAAUCAUUUGCUUGUGAUGUCUGUGGACAAAUAUUUGUAAGAAAGUCAACUUUAAAUGGACACAUGAGAUGCCACAUGGGACAUAAACCAUUUGCUUGUGAUGUUUGUGGACAAAGAUUUGUACGAAAGUCACAUUUAAGCAGACACUUGACAAUCCACACAGGACAGAAACCAUUUGCUUGUUUAGAGUGA
Messenger RNA from Nematolebias whitei (Rio pearlfish), 2448 nucleotides. RefSeq names its product oocyte zinc finger protein XlCOF6-like. NCBI's taxonomy places the organism in Eukaryota, Metazoa, Chordata, Actinopteri, Cyprinodontiformes, Rivulidae. Gene Ontology annotation, molecular function: DNA-binding transcription factor activity, RNA polymerase II-specific; RNA polymerase II cis-regulatory region sequence-specific DNA binding. The coding region runs from base 1 to 2448 and encodes 815 amino acids. The record is from RefSeq and is a predicted model, not a curated record. Gene Ontology annotation, biological process: regulation of transcription by RNA polymerase II. The transcript has 5 exons.